AGUUCCUAGUAGAUAUAAUGUUGAUACCAAUACAAAUAUAUCCCCUUGUAUUGCAAAUUCCUUCAUAUAUUCUCUCUUCAAUGAAAAGAAAAACCCCACUUUGAAAAACAUGCAUAAUCUCAAGAAGAUUGUUCUACUUUUGUUCUUGGUUUCAACUUUUCUUUUAUCAACUUCAAUGGCAGGUCGCCAAUCUAAGUUCGUCAAUAUGUUGGCUGAGGAAGUUGAUGCAGCUUUUGAGGAGGAAGGUGUCGAAGGCGAAGCAAUCCAUGAACGGCUGCUUAGAGCAAAUACUAAAGACUAUGGAAGAUAUGAUCCAACACCAGCUCUUGUGAAGCCUCCUUUCAAGCUUAUACCUAAUUAAUCAAUCAUGUUGGUGCAUCAUGUAGCAAUAUAUAUGGGUAUAAAUGAAGCUUUGCCCUAUGCUUCAUUUGUGUACUUGAAGAAAAUGAAGCAAUAUAUAUAAUUAGGUAUAAUAUAUAGUAUUUAGCAAUAUUAAACCUAUAUAUAGAGAGAUAAUGUAUUAUAUAUAAUACUAAGUUUGCAAGCUUAAUGCUUCAUGAAUGUUAAAGUACAAUGAAAGACACUCAUGGCAUGUUUGGGAUAUCAUUUUAUGAUUGAAUCAUGUCGCGAUCGUGUUCGUUUAAUGUUAAAUAUUACUAUUUUAUGUUGAAA
Messenger RNA from Gossypium raimondii (Peruvian cotton), 672 nucleotides. RefSeq lists its product as hypothetical. NCBI's taxonomy places the organism in Eukaryota, Viridiplantae, Streptophyta, Magnoliopsida, Malvales, Malvaceae. The transcript is spliced from 3 exons. The record is from RefSeq and is a predicted model, not a curated record. The coding region runs from base 110 to 361 and encodes 83 amino acids.